Molecule: messenger RNA, 991 nt
Organism: Grus americana (Whooping crane)
Lineage: Eukaryota; Metazoa; Chordata; Aves; Gruiformes; Gruidae
Gene: RNASEH2A
Product: ribonuclease H2 subunit A
Exons: 8
Coding region: 22-918 (298 amino acids)
Biological process (GO): DNA replication, removal of RNA primer; mismatch repair
Cellular component (GO): ribonuclease H2 complex
Molecular function (GO): RNA binding; RNA-DNA hybrid ribonuclease activity
Source: RefSeq, a predicted model, not a curated record
AGCCCCGCCCCCCGCCCCGCCAUGGCGCUGGCGCGCUCGGAGCGGGACCCGGCGGCCGCGGGGCCGUUCGGUUCGGCCGUGCCCCCCCUCUGCCGCCGCCGGCCCUGCGCGCUCGGCGUGGACGAAGCGGGGCGGGGGCCGGUGCUGGGACCGAUGGUUUACGGGAUCUGCUACUGCCCCGUGGAGAAGAUGGAGGAGCUGGAGGCGCUGGGGGUGGCAGACUCGAAGACGCUGUCGGAGGCCGAGCGGGAGCGGCGCUUCGGGCUGCUGGAGGCGGCGGGCGACGUCCUGGGGUGGGCGCUGCACGUGCUGCCCCCCGACCACAUCUCUGCCUGCAUGCAGCAGCGAGCCAAGUACAACCUGAAUGAGCUGUCGCAGGAUACGGCUGUCGGCCUCAUCCAGUUCGCACUGGACUCUGGGGUGCAGGUGGCCGAGGUGUUCGUGGACACGGUGGGGCCGGCUGAGAAGUACGAGGCGAAGCUGCGGCAGCGCUUCCCGGGGCUGGGGGUGACCGUGCGCCCCAAAGCCGAUGCGCUCUUCCCCGUCGUCAGCGCCGCCAGCAUCUGCGCCAAGGUCGCACGUGACCGGGCUGUGAAAAACUGGAGCUUCGUGGAGGACCUGGGGGACAUUGACCGGGAUUAUGGCUCGGGGUACCCCAAUGACCCCAAGACGAAGGAGUGGCUGCGGCGGAACCUGGAGCCCGUCUUUGGGUUCCCCCGGCUCGUGCGCUUCAGCUGGGGGACGGCGCGGGAGCUGCUGCAGCGUGGGGGGGUCCCCGUCAAGUGGGCUGACGAGGACCCGGCGGAGGACCCCACGGCCCCCCCAUCGCUGCUCUCCUACUUCGCCCGGGCCUCCCCCCGCCGCCCCCCCCACCGCUUCUUCCAGGAGCGCAGACUGCGACCCCUGGCUGAGCUGUGACACCCCCCCCAAAACAGGGAUCCUUGACCCCCACCCCGCAAUAAAGCAAGUGCUUGUUUUUUAACAAAGAAUG